Molecule: messenger RNA, 1804 nt
Organism: Didymodactylos carnosus
Lineage: Eukaryota; Metazoa; Rotifera; Eurotatoria; Philodinida; Philodinidae
Source: the annotation of a GenBank genome assembly
CCCCCCCCCCCCCCCCCCCCCCCCCCCCCCCCCCCCCCCCCCCCCCCCCCCCCCCCCCCCCCCCCCCCCCCCCCCCCCCCCCCCCCCCCCCCCCCCCCCCCCCCCCCCCCCCCCGCCUUGUUGUCUACGUCCCCUUCCUCCCGUUAUUUAUUAAUAUUUUGAAAAAAAACGCUUUCAACAAACUUAUUUGAAUUUCAUUUGUUACUCACACUUUUUAGAGAAUUUUUCUUUUUAUUUACCGAGACCUCGUUCAAUCUACUAUUAGAAUAUGAUACUUGUAACGCAUAGCACAUCUAGCGCUACUCAUAGUAGUUGUAGCUGCUGGUCGAACGCCUUACGCACCAUGCAUUGGCGGAUGCUCAAGUGACUGGAAACAAUAACGUGUUAAAACCGUGUUGAAACGACAUAGGUGGCGAGGUGCUACCAAGAAAGAUAAUCGAUUUAUUGCUCUAUGCCGGUGUUAGAGCCGGGCCAACAAACACAAGAUCUAAAAUGCAUUCAUAAUACACUCUAUAUGUUUUUGAUUUUUUUUGUAGGUAUGCACAAAGCCAUUGAAAAUAAAGGUAGAGGAACAAAGGUUGUCGACGAUAUCUUCCACUCUGAUGCAACACCAACUCUCAUUGGGCAAAAUCGAACUUACCACAGAAGUAUUUCACUCAAUGUCAAACAGCAUUUGAAUAAUAAACGACGAUGUAUGGCUAUGUUAUUAUUUGAAUAUUUAACUGGACAAAAAAUUCCUAUAAUAUAUACCUUUCCUAACGCAGCAUACAAAAUAACAACCGAUGCUCAUCAGACAUUUGAUUUAUUUGCACAACUUCACAAACCACGCGAUAAAUUAAUAGCCGUUACAAAAGCUCUAACAACUGUAUUUGAUAGCUGUUCAAUUGAUAACUUAUCAACAUUUUUACUGCGUAUUUUACAAGAACAAUCAAACACCAUGAGUGAAUUCACUGCAUAUGAAUGUGAUUUUGGCACAAUUGAUAAAAAUGAUACGUAUGCUAAAUUACUAGACAAAAUUCGUGGAUGUUAUGAUCAAUGUCCUUGUUGUCUACGUCCGUGUGAUUUUGACCAUACAACAAGACCAGGAUCAAAACCAGGAUCAGAAGACAUAUGUUUUCCUCCGUUCUAUUCUAUUGUCGAUCUGUGUCUUUGCUGUAUGACUGCACAUGCACUGCGAGCAAUGAAUGGCUAUAAAUUUGAAGAAACAAAAGAAGCUUCAUUAUUUAUGUGUGAACGAAUACCGGAUGAUCAACUUCUUAUUGUUGGCUCAAUACGGAAGAAAUGGUCACAAUUUAAGUUAGAUCAUUCGGAUUGGUUAUUCGAAUCAUUGCUGAAUGAUGAGGAAUUAACUAAAUUACGUGGUAAAUUUUUGAGAAUAUGGGGAGUAAUUGGUGAUGCUUUAUGUGAAACAUAUGAUAUGAAAAUUAAUGCUAGUAUUGAAUAUUUUGAUGAAGAAAUAAAAGAUAUAAAUGUGGAUAGUAUUUCAUUUGCAUGUGAUCAUUUUACGGAAUUUGGUGUAGCUUUUGAUAAAGUAGCGGAAUGUAUCGCACGGUCUAAAAAAGAUGAUUCAAAGUAUGCCAUUAUAUUUAUGACUGAUGGAUUAGGAUCCAAUCCUGAUAAUGAGCUUAACACAUUAAACGGAUCACAUGGUUCACUUAUUAAAAAAUUUUGGACAUUGUCGUUAGGACAAAAAUCGGUGACCGUAUUAGAACAAAUAAAUGCAAAAAUGAAUGGUACAUAUUUUGAUGUCGACGACUCAAGUCUGUUGGUAGAAGCAUAUGCUGAAAUUGCACGAACAUUGUAA